AAACCACAACUCCCAUGAACCCCUCUAUGCCACUUGUGCGACGUGACGUCACGAUGUCUGCAGCUUCCUCUGUGUUUGCUUUGUGCGGAGCGACGCGGAGAUGUUCGGGAGGACGACAGAGCCCAGGUUUCUUAGAAACACAUGAAAAAAGGGGCACUGGACAAGCCAAGAGGCAGGGAGCCAUGCAGAGCCCGAUCCAGUCGAACACAGGGCCAAACCCUGUGAACACAGCAACCACAGAGAAACCACUGGACACCGAGACUGAAGCUCAGCCAGCACAAAGUGAACCAGAUGCACAAAAAGUGGAGAACAAAUCAGCUGCUCCUGCUGAGACCGACACACCAGUCACACCACAGGAAAAUGGGACACGGGCAGAAGCACCCGCGAGUGUGGCGGGUGCUCAGGCAGUGGGGAAUGAGCCACUGCCUGAGCCCUCAGAUAACACUGCAGGAAUGGAGCUGGACUCUGCUUCAAAGCCAAAUACUUCCAUUGAACCGGUACCUGACAUGAAUACAAAUCCUGGGUGUGAUGGACAAAAGGAAAAGAAACAGGACGAAGGUGCUCGUGAUGGUAGGAAAUAUGUUCCUUCCAAGAAGGCGAUGGUAGAUCCUCUGAAGAUAGACAUGUCAAAACAUCUGGCUAUGCCUCUCACAUCAUCUCAGCUCUCCCUGCAGUGUAUGGAGUGCCACAUAAUCUUCAGUGACCACAAGAGCAAAGAGCGUCAUCUCAAGUUGAGCCACCCAGCAGAAUAUGAACAUUGCAUACUGAGAAAUGCCCUUUUUGCUUGCUAUGUCUGCGACCGCCACUUCACGAACUCCACAGAGCUUAUGGCCCACCAGAAAGCCCACACAGAGAAGAACCCCUUUAAGUGUCCAAUCUGCAGCCAGGCCUUCAACAAAUCAUCUGAGCUCACCUCUCAUAAAAAGAUUCAUUUUGGCUUGGAUGGGUAUGCCUGUACCGAUUGUGGCAAACCCUGCAAAACCAUGACACUGCUUAAGUAUCACCGCCGCACACACACUGGAGAGAGGCCGUAUGUUUGCAAGGAGUGUGGAAAGAGAUUCACCAUGUCCAAAGCUCUGCAGAAGCAUAUAGAGUCACACUUGCCAGAGAGAGGUGAACGAAAUGGCGAAGAAACCACAGUUAAAGCACAAGUUAAGAAAGAUGAUGGUUCUUCUCAAAAGUAUCCUUGUUCUGUAUGCAAGGCCACCUUCAAGAGUACCAAGACACGGCUACAUCACAUGAAAACGAAGCACAAGGUGUUGCCUGCUGCAGGCAGUAAUGCCCUCCAAGGUACACCCAUCAUAACUCCAAUAUCCAUUUACCAGCCAGCGCUACUACAGGUGGAACCGAAUGGACCUCUCCAAAAAGUUGAUGCUAAUAUUGACACAGAGCAGAUUCGCAGACUUAUUGAAUCUUUAGGAAAUGUGCAGAAAGUGAACCAAGUUGUCAUACUGGGGCAAGUGCCACCUCAUGCCCCACCACUGGAAGUGCAACAAACAUCACAGCUGGCAGAACCAGUGAAUCUCAAUCUCAAUCCACCACAAAUAGAUUUUAUGGGACUGAAACAGACAGAAUUUAAGACAGUUGAAUUGGACCCUUCAGACAACACAUGUGAUCCAAUGGAACAAACAAUUAUACUGGAACCUAUUACCCCAGAUGGACAGUUGGAAAACCCAUCUUUCUCAGAGCUGGGUUCCCAGAUAGCAGCAGGUGAAAAUAUAGAGCUAACACUUGUUCAGACUGAGCAAACAGAGAGACCUGGGGAAGGGGUGACGCAUCAAAUUCUUCACCAACCCGAUAUUGGUGUGAUUCAGCCUGAUCCUAUGGAUCAAAUAGCUUGUCAGAAUGAAGACGAUAUCCUCAAACAAAACCUAGAGCAAACAGUCAUAUUAGAACUUACCCCUGCCUUGAUACCAACUGAUGAACUGGAACAAUCCCAAACUAUGCCACAAAGUGAUAUCCUGUCCUCUCUUGUAGCAGUCACUGAAUUUGAGAAGACUCCUGAUCAUGCUCCAUAUCAGAGUGCAAUAGUUGAGCAGGAGAGGAGCCUGUCAGUCCAACCACUUUCACAUACAGUUGAGUUGGAGCUGACACCGUUAUGUAAAGAACAACGGGACCUUCCACCUUGCCCGUUUGUUCCACCAGACACACUUACACAAACUCAAAACGAAUCCAAAACUAAUGGCAAAGAAGAGGUUGAUUCACCGAUGCAAAUGGUAAGUCUGGAUCAGCUUCACCCUGGGAUGGAAGGAGCCGCACCACACGAGAUUCAGGAAAGGGCUGAACAAGAACCACUUGAACAAGACCCAUCUGAGAAAUUGCUGGGAGUUAGCAGGGAAGAUCAGAAGCAGGUGGAGGACCCAUCCAAAGUAGAGGACCAAUCUGCUAAAGAAGAGGCUCCGUCAAAACUAGAGACAAAGCAGGUGCCACAGAUCUCAGAAUUACCUGUAAAUGUGAUGUCAGCUCAAGAACUGGUGAAAGUGCGGAAAAGAAAGCCAGCCAGGACGUUUAUCUUUCAAGGAUAUAUGCAAGAACUAGUGAGAUCCAAACGCAAGGAAGAUUUACAAAUUGAUGCGCAGCCUGCCAAACGCCAAAGAACCAGAAAGUCUCAUCUUGUUGUUAAAUUUGGCCCACAAAGCAAAGACAAGAAAAACAAGAGACAGAAGAAGCCAUCACAGCAGCGUCAACCAAUGCAGGAAGAUGUGAUAAGAGGUAAAACACCAACAAGAAACCUCUCAGAAAAAAAACUGCCAUCGCAGAAAAGGGGAAGAAAAGGAAAAAAGGACAAGAAAGCAGGACAUUUGAUAUCUACCAAUGAAAUGAAAUCACCAUCCACACUGGAGCCUACCCAACAAAUCAAAGAGGAUACAAGGAAAAAUAAACUGAAAAAGCAGAAAGAAGUGGUCACAAAGGCUGUGACUCAUACAAGUGAGCACAAAACUGAAGCCUCGCCUGUUUUGAAAAAGAACAAGCAAGCAAAAGUAAUGCAAAAAGAUCAGCCUAAGAAUGCAAAGGAUGGGAAGCAAAGGAAAAACCUGGCAAGACAGGAAAAAGAAAAGACUAACAUAGCUUUAGCAGAGAUACCUGGCCCAAACACAACACAAGACGUUCUACUUCUACUGAAAGGUCAUAAACAGCCCCAACUAAAAGUUUACAAGUUGGACACUUCAAAGGCAUCAGCCCAGACACAAGACACUACCGCUCAUGAGUCCCAAACAAUGUCCCAACAGAGCAAGGACAACAGACUCAAACAUCCAACAAGUGAGUCUACAAAUCAUUUCACAGCAGGAGGUAAGAAAAAAGGAGGAAGACCCAAAAAACCCCAGAAAGCGCUUUCAAUGUUGUCCUCACUACAGGUUUCCCAUCAACCACCUGAGACACUGCCCACCAGGCCAAAGACCACUAGAAAACGUAAAGCUUCCUUGAGAGUGGAGACUGAAGGUGUGAUAACCUCUCAUUCCAAGCGUGCCUUAGAGUGUAAGGACUGCGGAGAGAGAUUUGGUGAAGUCUCAUCCCUUCAGAAGCACAAGGCAAUGGUCCACAUUGUAGAGAGUCCCGGUCUCACUUACACUAAUGGAAACAUCUUUGAAGGCGUCUCCAGUUUGGAUCUUUACCAGCUUCCAAAACAGCAUGAUAAGGUUGGUGGGGUGAUGAACAGUGCUGCUGACUGGGAUACUGAGCCUGAGAUAGGAGAGAUGGCAUUAGACGACAGAGAGCGAAGUGUUUCUUUUCCAUCUUUGAUUCCAUCCCCUUCUUUGCCCAUUCCUCCUUCAGAUGUUGAAAUGAGUGCCUAUGAAGAUAAGGGUGAAGGUAAAACAGGAACAGAUUAUCAACAUCAUACCUCUCCAGAGGUACACUCACCAUCUGAUCAAAUGAAAAGCAGUGAGAUUCCUACAAAUUUCAUAUCUGAAUAUCCUUUAAAUAUUACUAGUAAGACAGAGAUUUCAGAGACAGGAGAACUUUUGACACCUAAUAAGGAGACACAAGAAGAAGGUACCCAGAAGAAUUCCAGCUCUGAGGCUGAAGUUCAGGGCUCCACAAGUGAAGACAUGAAAGAGGAUUUACUUCUUGACGUAAAUUUAGUAACUGUUGGAGAGCAAAAUGAGAGAGAUGAUCCAACUUCUCAUGAUGAUACUGUUUCCCAAAAUGAAUCAAAUGAAACCUGUAAUUCCAAGGAUGGAAUCACUGGGCGAGUAAGUAAUGAAACUGGAAACAGUCUAACUUCACAGACAGUGUCAUGCUCCACUCAUGAAAUAGAGAUCAAAGAAGAAGAGGAAGAAAUCUUAGUCCAGAAGAAAAAAGAAGGAGGGAAAGUAGCUCUUGCAAGGAAUGCUCCAAAGGGUAGGAAAAAAGGAACAGGUCAUCUAAAUAGGGACAUGAUAUCAAAGAGAGUUUCAGUUGGAGAUACCGUCAGAGGAACCGAGUUGGAGAAAGACCAGGAAGACUGUCAGGUAGUUUAUGAAAAGAAUCCUGUCACCUCUGAUUCAGAAAUGAUUGAUGCAGGUGAGAACAGGACAAAGACCUCACAAGUUCCAGAGACUAUUGAUGGUGAGGCCAACAUAGCUACUGCUCCUUCCUCGUGUUUGGCCUCUAUGACCUCUACAAUACAGGAAUCUCCUGAUGCUCAAGUCGUGUUUGAGCUGGAGUCGGUUACCACUAGUGUUGAGGGUGUAAUGAAUGAAAGAGGACCACAGGAAGGAGAGGAACAAGACAGGGACCAGUCUCCAGGCAUCAUACUUGAGAAGUUCCUCUCCUCAAGACAAAGAGCAACUGCUGACGAGGAGCUUUGCCUGAUGACAGCACAGGUCAAUCAACAACGGGGUUUGGAUGGGAUCGCUGAAAAUGAGGUACAAGUCCUUGCACGCCAGGAGAUCAAGGUUGAAGAGAACAUCUCAGAUCCACUGCUGCCUGUAGCCACCUGUCAAAGUAGACAGAGUGCAGCCAUGCAGCCACAGCACCAUCGUGAUAUAAGGACUGUUCUGGUGAAGGAGGAGACCACUCUCAUGCUGAAUGAGGUUCAGGCUGAGGAGGGCAGCGGACACAUCCGAUGGAACGUUGAGCCUGUCAAUGAAAACACCUCUAGUCCACUCAUAGAGAGUGGAGAAACAACAAGUGACUGUCAUGUCUCCCCUGAGUUCAACACAAGCCAGUGUAUCUUCUACCCAGUGAAGGAGGAGGAGAGGGAGGUGCUUCUGGGAGCUGCUCAGACCAACAGUGGGGACUUAACCACUGGGACAUCCACUGAUGCUAUGCAGACAGAACAUCAAGUGACAGAAUGUGAUUUAGCAGAUGAAGGGAGCCAUUCUGACUACCAGGAAAUGAGAGUCAGAGGACUGUUAUCAGAACCAGGGGUCAGUGACUUUCCAGAUGGACAAGUUGAGGUAGAGCAUCCACCAGAUAUCCAAGAGUUUCUCCUCCAGAGUUCAGAUGAAGAGGACGUGGGUGGGUUCGAAUUGUCUGAUCCUCAGCUUGACUCAGAAGCAGAAGUGAUGGUCUUUUUCUACAAGAACCAAACAGACGGCACAAGUCAACCAGAUGGAAGGUCACAAAAUUUGCCAACUUCAACAAGUCAGCUCCAAACACCAAUAGAGGAAAACAGGACAAAGGAGCCCAUUGAUUACUUCUCCAAAUAUUUUGGUUGGGAUACCUGGGUAGAAAUUGGCAGCUGCACAAACAAACUGACUAACAUGCCCAGCCCUGUCACAGCCAGAGAGGUUGCACAGUUUGUUGGGAUCCACAUUGCAAUGGGAACAUUAAAGUUUCCCAGUGCGAGGCUGUACUGGGAGGACUUGACUAAGGUGCCCUUGAUUGCUGACGCCAUGUCACUGUCCCGCUUCUUGGAGCUAUCUCGUAGGUUGAAGCUUGCUUCUCCUGUGAAGGAUCAAGUCAACAGUAAUGCUCUGGAAGGAACCCAUGAAUGUGACUUGCAAAAUGCACAGCAUGGUAAAAAACCCUCAAACAGUCACUGUGACAUUUCUCAGCAUGAUGAUGGGCAAAGGCAAGGGGACACUCCUGAUGACCCGAAUAGUUCAAAAACACAGACUGAUCCCCUGUGGAAGGCUCAGCCAUUAUUGCGCCGUUUCAAAGAAGGAUGCCAGUCGUUAGGACGAGAUGGUCAUUAUGCGGUUGACCAAUAUCAGCUUCCUUUGACUGGGAAAAUACACAAUAAGAAACCCUCUCUCCACUGUACUACAUUAAUUGGAUUUAGCGGUUUGCUCUUACACGUGGAUCUUAAAAUGGGUCUAGCCAGCAAAGAAGAUGCUGUAGAAAAAAUGGUCCCCAAAGGUAGCAUGGUGUUUCUUUGCAAACAGGAACUCUCCACUCCUGCUAUGCUCGAGCGGCUGUUAGUUGCUGGAGUUCACGGUGCGGGCAGGGUGGGCGGAGCCCGAGGACAGAUCGGAGAUGAGUUUGUAAGCUCAGAUGGGAAGCUGAUGUUACGCAGGUCACACUGUGGCUUCAUACUUUCUACGGCUGGGAACGGCCAGAUGAACAUGUCUUCACUCAUUGACAACUUCGAGAAGGCCCAGAUGUCGGCUCACCUCAACAGAGAGCUGCUGAAUCUUUACACCAUCCCUCUCACUGCCUCGGCCCCAACCUGCUGGCCUCAAGCGGUGCUCUGGUACCUAACAGAUCUGGCCUUGGUCAACUCCUGGCUCCUGUACAGACAGGAUCACAGAGCAGCAACUGCACCUUUCACUCUCAUGGCCUUUAGACUGGAGGUGUCCAAGGCUUUGAUCCUUUCCAGUGGCUCAGACACCCAAGACUCAGUCCCCCCUCAACCCCCCUCCGAGAAGGCCAACAGAACAAGUGAAACACCCAAUCCAAAGCUGGUGGAGGAAAGUCCUCUGCCGGAUGCAGCCACACGGUACGACGGUUCAGGCCACUGGCCCGAGCAGCUUGGGGAGGGAGAGGGCGGCAGGUGUCGUUUUGGGGACUGUCAAAGAACGUCUCGAGUCUUAUGCCUUAAGUGCUGUGUCUUUCUUUGUAUCUCACGCAACCACAACUGUUUUUUAAAUUUCCAUAAUCAAGGAAGUUUGGGGAAGGACUAGUGUCCACUACAGUCUACUUCACCCUUAUUAUUCAACAUUUUGCAUUCUAGUUUAGAAUGUAACUGUGCUGUUGGUGUAAGUCAACCCAGCUAAUCAAAAAAUGGAAGUAUCUGCUUUGUCCUUACAAAUUUUCCAUGAUGCCUAUGCUUCGUUGUUGUUUUGUAGGAUUAUUGUGCUGCAGUUGUAAAAAAAAAACAAAAAAAAAACAAACAACCUAAAUGCUUUGUGAUGUGGCUUAGAAUGUCAUGAGCACGUGUAAAAAUGAAUUUGCCUUCAAAAGGAAAUGUAAAAAAAAAACAUACUCAUAGCAUACAUGAUUUUUGACACAAUGUUUUUUUACUAUUUAUUUUAAACUGAACUCAUUCACAUUCUAUAAUGAGCUUGUUUUGCUCUAUGAAGUUGACGGUAUCCAAUUUCAGAAAACAAUAAAAGAGAAAAGAAAGAGAAAAGAAAUACA
This is a messenger RNA of Acanthopagrus latus (yellowfin seabream), 7506 nucleotides long. RefSeq lists its product as uncharacterized. Bases 15 to 7049 code for a protein of 2344 amino acids. NCBI's taxonomy places the organism in Eukaryota, Metazoa, Chordata, Actinopteri, Spariformes, Sparidae. Gene Ontology annotation, cellular component: nucleus. The transcript is spliced from 10 exons. The record is from RefSeq and is a predicted model, not a curated record. Gene Ontology annotation, biological process: regulation of transcription by RNA polymerase II. Gene Ontology annotation, molecular function: RNA polymerase II transcription regulatory region sequence-specific DNA binding; DNA-binding transcription factor activity, RNA polymerase II-specific.